Xylaria bambusicola is the source of this 1254-nucleotide messenger RNA. RefSeq lists its product as uncharacterized. The coding region runs from base 1 to 1254 and encodes 417 amino acids. The record is from RefSeq and is a predicted model, not a curated record. The transcript is spliced from 4 exons. Lineage: Eukaryota; Fungi; Ascomycota; Sordariomycetes; Xylariales; Xylariaceae.
AUGGCAACUGACAAAGAUCCCGUUGCUUAUAUCCAAUCCUUGAGGGACAACGUGCCAUCCUUGGAGAACUGGCCAGUCAUGUGGCCUGAAGAAAUAGAGAAAGUCGUCAAUGAAAUUAAAGUCAUCAUGCUCGCCGUGAGUACAUACCUGACGUCUGAUGAGGAUGUUACAGCGACGAACAAACUCUGCGAAAUCAGCGGAGAAUUAUACCAGGACCUUCAACUUGCGAAUCGAAAGUUGCAGACGAGAAAACGGCAAUUGGAAUACGGGUUGGAAGAGUUAAGUUCAACGACCAGUGCAAACAAGGCGACACUUAGUAUAGAUGUGGCGUACAUCACGUUCCACUACGACAUCAAACCUUUGGUUGUUAUAAGAGAGUUGCUUGUUGAUCUUCCCCACAACCUCGCGCCUCCCACGUACCCUCAACGUUUUCAUUCCAGUAGCAUAGAGAGCUUGGCGCCUGUGCCCAACCAAGCCAUCACUGAGAUAAGUUUGGUCUGUAUUCCUUUCUCUCGAGCUGACAAUUGCAUCAUGGUGUUCUACGGGGAGAGAUCACCACUGAGUCCCUCCUUCACGUCAAUUGCCCUGCGAAUAGCGACGGCAUUGCUCCUCUUGGAUGCCGUUGUCGAGGUAGCCUUCGCCGGGAGCUCCCUCACCUGGCUGGGCAAACUGGCCAGCGGCCACAAGGCCUUCCAUUUCACGGCCUUUGGGGGGAAGCAUCAUCUUGCUGCGAUACCGCGCAACUUCAUAGGCUACCAGCUGUAUCUCUGCAACGUCGCUUCCGUCACGGCGUUUUUCUUCGUCGGGGUCCUAGGCUUUAUUUCUCUCUGGCUUCGAAACCUGACACAGUACCGCACGGGAUGGUUUGCGAAGUUCAGUCGGUACUCUUACUAUACUUGGGUGAUAAUGGUUGGCCCUUCUCUCGUCCUUACGACUGCGGCGCUAGCCUGUGUUUUCACCGAAGCCAGCCAUGAGACGGGACACCAUAUUGACACGGCCUUGGCGAUUAAGCUCAACGGCAGCCCGUAUAAUCGAGGCACUUGGACCCCCCAGAGCUGGUUCUCUGCCGUCCUUGAACUGCAGCUACUGCGUGACAGAGAGGACAUUGUGAAACACCUCACUCUGAUGGAAGGGUGGAAAUACAAUCUCAUUGACUUGUUUGUAUUGCAGUUCUUCCAUUUUCUUAUUACGGUCGCGGACCUCAUGCGUUGGAUCCAAAAGCCAAGACACCCAGAGACUUGGAGUAGGUUCUAA